UGAGUCAUUGAUACUGUUGUUAGUUUAUUACUAUGAAGAUUUAAACGUCCAAUGUUCACAGUGAGGUUGAUUAGAAGGUUGGGGACCGCACCCUUUUUUACGGGAAGGCCAUUCAGUGGUGUGAUCAACGUGAGGAAGGAGCUCCUGGAUCUGGUGGUAGGUACAUGCAAACUUUGUGAACUUUCAAACUAUCUUCUGCCUGAUGGGAGAGGGGAGAAGAGGGAACGACAAGAGGGUGUGAGUGGUUCUCAACUUUCCCGUGGCAGCGUGAAGUGUAGAUGAAGUGGAUGGUGGGGAGUUUGGUCUGUGUUCACAACUCUCUAGAACUCCAUGUAUCUCCGAGCUUUGCAUCUGCCCACCAUCCACUCCAUUCUUCUUGAAGUUGCGGGCGAUUUUAACUUGCCGAAUAUUUACAUAGAAACAUAGAAAAUGGGUGCAGGAGGAGGCCAUUCGGCCCUUCGAGCCUGCACCGCCAUUCAAUAUGAUCAUGACUGAUCAUCCAACUCAGUAUCAUGUACCUGCCUUCUCUCCAUACCCCCUGAUAUCUUUAGCUAUUAGGGCCACAUCUUAAAUUUAAAAAUUCCCUCUUAAAUGUAGCCAAUGAACUGGCAUAAAAUACCUUCUGUAGCAGAGAGUUCCAGAGAUUCACCAUUCUCUGUGUGAAAAAUGUUUUUCUCAUCUCGGUCCUAAAGAAUUUCCCCUUUGCCUUAAACUGUGACCCCUUGUUCUGGACUUCCCCAACAUCGGGAACAAUCUUCCUGCAUCCAGCCUGUCCAAUCUCUUAAGAAUUUUGUAAGUUUCUAUAAGAUCCCCCCUCAAUCUUCUAAAUUUUAGCGAGUACAAGCCGAGUCUAUCCAGUAUUUCUUCAUAUGUAAGUCCUGAUAUAUGUAAGGAAUCAGUCUGGUAACCCUACUCUGUACUCCCUCUAUGGCAAGAAUGUCUUUCCUCAGAUUUGGAGACCAAAACUCUACGCAAUACUCCAGGUGUGGUCUCACCAAGACCCUGUACAAUGCAGUAGAAUCUCCCUGCUCCUAUAAUCAAAUCAUUUUGCCAUGAAGGCCAUCAUGCCAUUUGCUUUCUUCACUGCCUGCUGUACCUGCAUGCUUACUUUCAGUGACUGAUGUACAAGGACAUCCAGGUGUUGGGAUUGAACUGGUGACAGCACUCGCAGCCCUGACCCACAGGAGGUGGACAUCAGCGGUGACCAGUGUGGUCUUCGGUUCCCGUGAGUGAUGAUGAAUCAGCCGGCCGUCGCUGAGCUUCUCAAGCCAAGAGCCCUCAUCGUGUCGGUGGAGAAGUUCCGCCACCCCUCCUUCGUCAACAGGAGCGGGGCAGCGACCGACGCAAAGAAACUCCACGGAAUCCUCUACAAACUGGGCUUCCAGGUGGAGCUCAGCAUCGAUCCCGACGCCAGUGAGAUCCUCCAGCUGUACAGGACUGAGUCCCAGAUGAGACAUGGAACCUGCUUCCUCUCCGUUCUCUCCAGCCACGGGGAGGAGGGAGUGUUAUACGGGGCGGACAGCGAGGCCGUGCGUCUCAGGGACAUUUACUCCAUGUUUGGAGCAGAGACCUGCCCUUCACUGGAGGGGAAGCCAAAAAUCUUCUUCAUUCAGGCUUGCCGCGGGCCGGAGAUGGACAGCGGAGUCACCGUGGACAUGGUGGAGACGGACAGCUGUGACCCGCGGACAGACUCCUUCUCCCACUACCUGGCGCUGCCCCUAGACAUGGCCAUCCAUUUCUCCAGCUGCCCAGAUUAUGUCUCCUUCCUGCGCCCCUCUGGCUCGGCCUUCCUGCAGAGCCUGUGUCAGGUGUUGAAGGGGGAGCAGAGACACUGGGAGCUGCUGAGGAUCAUGACCCGUGUGAACGGCCUGGUCGCACAGGGGUUCGAGGCUCGGGGCCACGAAUACGUUGGCAAGAAGCAGAUGCCCUGUUUCAUCAGCAGACUGCGUCACGAGGUCUAUCCUUUCUCCGGCAAGCUCUCAUAGAAACAUAGAAAAUAGGUGCAGGAGUAGGCCAUUCGGCCCUUCGAGCCUGCACCGCCAUUCAAUAUGAUCAUGGCUGAUCAUCCAACUCAGUAUCCUGUACUUGCCUUCUCUCCAUACCCCCUGAUCCCUUUAGCCACAAGGGCCACAUCUAACUCCCUCUUAAAUAUAGACAAUGAACUGUGGCCUCAACUACCUUCUGUGGCAGAGAGUUCCACAGAUUCACCACUCUCUGUGUGAAAAGUGUUUUCCUCAUCUCGGUCCUAAAAGAUUUCCCCCCUUAUCCUCAAGCUGUGACCCCUUGUUCUGGACUUCCCCAACAUCGGGAACAAUUCUCCUGCAUCUAGCCUGUCCCAACCCCUCAGCCUCUCGGCCGAGGCUGAGCCCCGAGUCCACCUCAGCCCCCCAACACGUCAACUCUCCAACCCUCCCCCUCACACUCCCAAUGCAGGCCUUUCGGCCCUUCGCAUCCGUGCUGGUCAAACAACACUCAAUGUGCGGCAUAGAAGGAACUGCAUAGAAACAUAGACAAUAGGUGCAGGAGUAGACCAUUCGACCCUGCGAGCCUGCACCGCCAUUCAAUGUGAUCAACCCCAAUCAGUACCCCGUUCCUGCUUCUCCCCAUAUCCCCUGACUCCACUAUCUUUAAGAGCCCUAUCUAGCUCUCUCUUGAAAGCAUCCAGACAACCUGCCUCUACAAGCCUCUGAGGCAGAGAAUUCCACAAACUCAUAACUCUCUGUGAGAAAAAGUGUUUCCUCGUCUCCUUUCUAAAUGGCUUACUCCUUAUUCGUAAACUGUGGCCCCUGGUUCUGGACUGGUUCCCAACAUCGAGAACACGUUUCCUGCCUCUAGCCUGUCCAAACCCUUAAUAAUCUUAUAUGUUUCAAUAAGAUGCCCUCUCAUCCUUCUAAACUCUAGGGUAUACAAGCCCAGCCGCUCCAUUCUCUCAGCAUAUGACAGUCCCGCCAUCCCAGGAAUGAUGAUCUAUUCUAGUAUUCUUGGUUACUUACAGAGGAAGCAGAUUGGACUUUAUUGCCUUCCAUCACAGUGAGGAAUGUGGAAUCCACUGUGGUGGAUGUUUAUGUUAGCAUUGAUGUGGUUGUGUGUCUUGUAGCAUUUCACUUAGUAUGGAAACUCAAAUUUCACUGGACCUUAACUGGUCCAUGUGACAAUAAACUGACCUUGUAUCCCCAGCAGUUUGAACAUUGACUUCUCUACCUUCAAGUAGCCCUUACUUUCCCACCCUCUCCAUCCCCUCUGCCAUCCCAGUUCUCCCACCAGUCUGUCUCCAAUUACAUUUUAUCUCUGUACCGCCCACUCCCCUGACACGUCUGAAGAAUGGUCUCGACCAGAAACGUCACCCAUUCCUUCCCUCCAGAGAUGCUGCCUGUCCUAUUUAGUUACUCCAUCAUUUUAUGUCUACCUUCGAUUUAACCCAGCAUCUGCAGUUCCUUCCCACACAAUGAUCUAGUCUACAUUUUCCUUGUUCCCCAUCCCCUUUGUCCUGUUUUCACACCUUACACUUCCUUAUCUAUGUAUCUAUCUCUCCCCUGACAUCAGUAUGAAGAAGGGUCUCGACCCGAAACGUCACCCAUUCCUUCUCUCCAUUGAUGCUGCCUGUCCUGCUGAGUUACUCCAGCAUUUUGUGUCUAUUUUCGGUUAAAACACCCCUGUUCCCAUUUAAAGAAUGUGACAUUACCAUUAGUUCUGGAGAGACUGGAAAAUUAAACAUGAGGUUCUCUGAAACUAUCUCUGACGGUUCACGGACGGCGAUGUAAUGGCAAGAUAAUCAAUAAAUUUGCUUUGCCCCCGUCAUAAAGUGCGUUUGUGCCCGUGAACUUGCCAGACAUCUCCUUCGAACUUUCCCCCUCCCACCCUCGAGCUACGCCCUCUAGUCUUUGACAUUCCCACUCAUCUACUUUAUCUACACCUCUCAUGAUUUUAUAAACUUCUCUCGGGUCUCCCCUCAGUCUCCGACGUUCCUGAGAAAACCAUCCAGGUCUGUCCGGCCUCUCCCUGUAGCUAGAAACCUCCAAUCCAGGUGGCGUCUGGUAAACCUCCUCUGCACCCUCUCCAAAGCCUCCACACCCUUCCCUGAUGGGACGAGCAGAACUGCACGCGAUACUCUGAAUGCCGUUCGCUAUUUCCUGGUGGAUAACUUCUGAAGUUGAAGCCGGGAUAAAAGAUGCACAAGACACGGAACGACGACAUCACACGUUUAUUUAAUUCCAUUUGAAAUGAUUCUGUUUCAGGGGCGAUGGCCGUGGGUGAGUACACGCAACAUGUAACACACGGCGUGUAUCACGCGACAGGUAACACGUAACAUGCACAGUGUGACAUGUAACACGCACCGUGUAAUAUGCGACAUAUAACACGCGGCGUGUAUCACGUGACAGGUAACACGUAACACGCAGUGUGUGACAUGUAACACGCACCGUGUAAUAUGCGACGUAUAACACGCGGUGUGUAUCACGCGGCACGCACCGUGUAACACGCAACAUGUAACACGCACAGUGUGACAUGUAACACGCACCGUGUAAUAUGCGACAUAUAACACGCGGUGUGUAUCACGUAACACGCGCCGAUAACACGCAACAUGUAACACGCAACAUGUAACACGCACCAGCCCCAGGUCACAGACAUCAUUCCUUUGUCGCAAAUUACCAACAUUUCCAACCGCAAGUGCAAAUCAAAGCGUGCAAGGGUAACGGGGUA
Molecule: messenger RNA, 4698 nt
Organism: Leucoraja erinaceus (little skate)
Lineage: Eukaryota; Metazoa; Chordata; Chondrichthyes; Rajiformes; Rajidae
Product: caspase-7-like
Exons: 4
Coding region: 1233-1985 (250 amino acids)
Biological process (GO): proteolysis
Molecular function (GO): cysteine-type endopeptidase activity
Source: RefSeq, a predicted model, not a curated record